AUGCCAAAUGCACUUUAUUAUGAAAUUGCUAUAUCAAAUGAUGAAAAACCAGCAUUUACAAAAGCCAUGACAAAAAAUGCUUAUAUGAGAACAUUAUUUAAUCAAUUAAAUGAUGAAGAACGAUUAACAUAUAUAUUAAAAUCAAUAAAAAAAUGGAAUGAAUUUCUUCAUUUCAAUCCAAAUGUUAUCGAAAAUUUAAUUCCAACAUUACAUUUAUUAUUAGCUAAAAAUGAAGAUAUUAUUUUAUAUUUUCAAUCAAUGGGUUUACCGCCACGACCACCAAUAAAUAGUUAUCUUUUUUUCAAUCAUGAAAAAGAAGAAAUAGGUUCUCGACAAUCUUGGUCAGAUUUAUCUUCAAUACAAAAAACAGAAUAUGCUCAACAAUUAGCUGAAAUUAAAAAUGAAUAUUAUCAAAAACUUGUUGAAUUUGUUGAUCAAAUUUUAGCAUCAGAUUAUAUGAGAUAUGAAUUUUUUCGUAAUGUUAAAUAUGCAGUUAAAGAUUAUGAAUUAGCAGCUAAAUGUGAAAUAACAGAUAAAAAUACUGGACAACUUAAACUUAUUGAAUAUUAUAUGCUUAAAAAUGAAAUGACAAAUAAUUUGAAUCAAUUCAAUCAAAUAAGAGAAAAAUUAUUAUCAACACAAUUAACGAAUGAACAAAAGAAUCUUGUUGAAGAUCUUUCACAAUUAUUGUAUAAAUAUAUUACGUGA
Messenger RNA from Adineta steineri, 708 nucleotides. The record is from the annotation of a GenBank genome assembly. NCBI's taxonomy places the organism in Eukaryota, Metazoa, Rotifera, Eurotatoria, Adinetida, Adinetidae.